Molecule: messenger RNA, 7196 nt
Organism: Parus major (Great Tit)
Lineage: Eukaryota; Metazoa; Chordata; Aves; Passeriformes; Paridae
Gene: RPAP1
Product: RNA polymerase II associated protein 1
Exons: 25
Coding region: 885-5177 (1430 amino acids)
Biological process (GO): transcription by RNA polymerase II
Cellular component (GO): nucleus
Source: RefSeq, a predicted model, not a curated record
UCUGUUUAUUGCAGAGACUCUCGAGACAGGCUGGGACAGCAGCGUUUCUGUCGGCAGGGUGUUGUGUGUGUGCCGACAGGCAGAGUCAGUCACUGAGUCUUGUGUGACCAGCAUGAGAUGUGGAGCCUCUCUGAGGAGAAUUUCUUGAAUCUGUUGACUCUUGUGGCUGGAGUUUUUCAUUUGGGAGGAGUCUCUCUCCCGUGUCUGCCUUCUCUGUAGCAAGCAAAAGUGUCAAGAAGACUGUUGGCCAUUACAGCAUUGUGUGCUGAAAGUAUUUUUGUGACAGAGCAGAGAAUACACAUCACCAUUUUGCAAAGGAGACAAUAAUCCUGAGAGAGGCUUUCAUUGCCUGCUGAUCUCAGGUGGGGAAACUGCAUUUUUCCACUGGCUGCUGGGCUGCCCAGGAGAGUCUGAGAUUUGACUCUCUGCUUCUCUUUUUAAAUUCUUACCACAACUGACAAGGUCUGAAGAAAGAGGUUAAUCUGAGGCUCUAAUUGUGACAGGACAACCUUGUAUUCCUCUUUCACCCAGAUCUGAUAACUUUAUCAAAACAAUGCAAAAUUUUAGAGUUGAGAAUGGGUAAAAAGGCUUUGUCCAGGAUUCACAAAUGACAGUAGCAGUCACAGAUGAUUUUUUUGCUUCAACAUAUACAUAAUUUCUCUUUUGACUGUGUCUGGUUCAUAGAUGUUACUGUCUCCCUUUGCAUGUUGGACUCUGCUGCUGUGGAAGAAAAAUGCACUGUAAAGGCAGAUGAACCAGAAGAAAUUAAAAAGUCUACCAGUGUUGGAUUUUAUCAAGAAAUCCGGUUCUGUUACCAGUUUUCCAUGUGUUUGAGUCCUAUGUGAAAAGCACGUGUGGCUGGGCUGCAAGAGCAAGACAGCAGGAUGUUGUCGAGACCAAAGCCUGGGGAGUCUGAGGCAGACCUGCUGCGCUUCCAGAACCAGUUCCUGGCAGCCAGAGCUUGUCCUGCAGUGAAGAUUGUGAAGAAGGCAGACAAGAGGAAAGGGAAGGAAGGGAGCACAGGUGUUGAGAGACCACCUCUACAGGACAGCAAAGAUGUGGUCAUGUUGGAUGGUUUUCCUGAUACUCUCCCUACUCUAACUCCAGCUCCUCCAAAAAAGUCCAAAAGUGCUAGUGUCCACUUUGAGGAUGAAGAUCCAGAGGAAAGAUUGGAGAGUCAUGAUCGACACAUUACAGCAGUCUUCAGCAAAAUUAUUGAACGAGACACAAGUGCACAAGCAGUGACCAUGCCAGUGCCCACAGGAGACCCCUUUCCAAGGACAUUUCACCGCUCUGAGAUAAAAAGUGAGGUGCAGCUGGGAUCUGGAAGAAAAAGCAUCUUUGCACAGAAGAUGGCAGCGAAAAGAGCUGCUGAAAAGGCAGCGACAACUCCCUCUGCUGCCGAGUGCGUGCAAGUAAGAUCAGUUGCUCCGGAUGCCUUGGAUCCUGUGGGAUCCGCGGGAGAGCCACCUCUCUUCAGCAUCAGGGAUGAUAAAGAUGGUGACUUUUUGACCUCUCAGCGUCCUUGUCUCAUAACGGGAGAGGGUCUUGGAAGCCAAAAGAGUGAGCAAGAGGCUCAAGCUAUUCACAAAGAGAACUUGGAGAAGCUGCAGUCCAUGUCUGAAGAAGAGAUCCUGCAGGAGCAGGCGAAGCUUCUGGCUCAGCUGCAUCCCAGUUUAGUUGCUUUCUUGAAAUCACAACGUGGUAACAAUGAAGGCCAGAAAAAGGAAUUAAAAAUGGAACUGAACAGACCGGAGGAGUUUUUGGAAUCUCUGCCUGUGGUGCAGCAUGGUGUAAGAUCAUCCAUGCAGGAGUCAGAUAUGGAAGAACAUGUAAGGAAGGAAGAAAAUACGAAGGUAGAGAUCAUGGAUGAUGAUCUACCUGUGAAGCCCAGGAAGGAGUGGAUUCACAUGGACAACAUAGAGUUUGAGAAGCUGGAAUGGAUGAAAGAUUUGCCCUCACCUCGACAGAGGAAAACCAAAAAGGGGAUGCAAGCUCGAUUCAGUUUAAAAGGAGAAUUGAUUCCUGCAGAUGCUGAUUUGCCAACACAUCUAGGCUUGCACCACCAUGGAGAAGAGGCAGAGAGAGCUGGUUAUUCUUUGCAAGAGCUCUUUCAUCUGUCUCGCAGCCAAGUGACACAGCAGAGGACACUGGCUCUACAGGUAUUAGGUCGUAUUGUUCAAAGGGCCAGGGCUGGAGAGUUUGCUUCCACAUUGAAGGGCAGCAUUCUGCGGCUGCUGCUUGAUGCUGGCUUUCUCUUCUUGCUGCGCUUCUCGCUGGAUGAUGCAGUGGAAAAUGUCAUGGCAGCAUCUGUUGGUGCUCUGCGGGCUCUGCUGGUGUCACUUGAUGAUGAGAAUUAUCUCGACUGGACUUUCUCAUGGUACCAAGGAAUGGCUGCAUUCCCCUUUGUCCCUAACAAUGAGGAGGAAGAAGAAGAGGAAGAGGAAGAGUUAAAUGGAACAGAGAAAUCUCAGGAUAAAAAAUUAAAGGAUGAAAACAAGCCAGACCCAGAUGUGGCCCGAUAUGAUGUUGUAAAGGGACUUUUGAAGACAAGGAUCCAGCACCGGCUGAGGUACAUCUUAGAGGUGGUACGACCCGUUCCAACAGUAGUCCUGGAUGUACUGCACAUCCUCACCCAUAUAGCAAGGCACUCCUCUGAAGCGUGCAGCCAGCUGCUUGACUGUCCUCGACUGAUUGAGACCAUUGUCAGGGAAUUUCUCCCUACUCAGUGGGAUCCCAAAGUGGCCGAACCAGGGUUUUUACUGACCAGUCUCCAUGGAGUUGCUUGUGCCAGUGCUAUGAAGUUCAUCAGGGUGUUGGCAUCUGGAGGCCGAAAUGCAACAGCCAGGCUGCUUAACAAAUUUGAAAUGAAGAGUCGGUUAAGUCGCUUUAUCGCUGAAGACCCUCUGGAUCUGCCCCUUCCGAAGGAGGAGGCCGUGAGGCUGAGCACCGAAGCCUUCCGGCUGUGGGCUGUGGCUGCUGGCUACGGGCAGGCCUGCGACCUCUACAGUGAUCUCUACCCUGUGCUGGUGAGGAUACUGCAGUCCCUGCCCGAGUUGCUCAGCAGGAAGAGCCCUGUGGUUGAGUUGUCUGUGCAGCGAGCUGCAGCAGUGGUUACUCUGUUGACACAUGUGACACAAACAGCAGGAUACACAGCAGAGCUGCAGGCCAAGUUGAGCAGCAAUGACUCAGAAGAUAGUGAGCCAAUUCCACCUCCUCCAGUAGCAUGGAGUCAAGUGUCAGGCUUACAGCCCUUCCUUGAGAGAAGUCUGAAAAAAAUCCUUCCGCAGAUAUCCCAGACAGAAACUUGGCAAACUCUCCAGCCUCUGACCACAGCUUGUGUGAUCUUCUUGGGAGUUUAUUACAGUGCUUACAGCCAACAGCCAUCAGUCAAUCCAGUUGACUGCUUAGAGGAACUGGAACAUUUGACAUCGGAGAUGCUGCUGCCCCUUCUCAGCCAGCCAGCCAUAGAUAGCAUGUGGGAUUUGCUCAGGCCAUGUUCUGCUUUGUGCAACCCUCUGUCCUGUUCCUCGGCACCAGAAUCUGUUGGCAGCAUUGCAUCUCUGAGUUGCACUGGAGGAAAACCUCCUUUGAGCCUGCUUGGCUCCAAGUCACCUUUCCCCUUCCUCACUGCCCUCCUAUUUCUCAUCAAUAACAUCACUCACAUUCACAAGGGCCUGACCAGCAAGUACAGCUCUGUGCUGGGCUUCAGAGGCUUGAAGGAUUAUCUGCAUCAAAGCUGGCAGACUGGACCUCCCUCUGUGACUCCCUCAUCUGCAUGGAUCCUACGCCAUGAAUAUCACCUGCAGUACUUUGUGUUAGCGUUGGCUCGGAGAAUGGCAGGCACUUGUCCGGAUUACACCCAGCAUGCCUCACUCCAUCACUGUGUUGCCAUGGCAUUGCUAAGCCGUCUGUUGCCAGGGAGUGAGCAUCUGGCUCAUGAGGUCCUACUGGAUCUUGCCUUUAAUCCAGAGUUUCUUCCUGAAGGGAAAGCUGGUGGGCCAGAAGCAGCUGACUUCUCUGAUAUUCUGCAUCUGGGUACCAGUGCCAAACUGGUACAGCCUGGCUCGGCAGCAGCAUUUCUUCCCAAGGUUACUCGUGGUGCCCUGCUGAGAGAAUCAUACCAGAAUCUGCCUUCCAUUCGUUCCUGCUACCUCUCUCACUUUGUCCUCUUGCAGCCCACCCUUACGCGUUCUCAGGUAUUCUACCAAGGGCGGAAUUACCUCAUCCAGUCAAUGCUGCUUCCUGAGGUCAGAGGGCCCAUCCUGCCUUCAGACUGGCCGUUCUUUCCACUUAUCAGCCUCUACAACAAAGUGACUAAUGCAGAGACACGUGGGGCUGUACUGAACUCUCUCCCACUUGAUCUCAUCAACACUGUGACCUGGAACCUGCAGUGGGUCUUGUUGCUGGAAACCUGGCGUCCUAAAAUCCUUCAGAGCAUCCCGACUGCUGCCAAACUUGCACGGCUUAUGUGUGUCUUCCUCACUGGCAGUGACCUCUUUCUAGAAGCACCAAUUCACCGCUACACAGCUGCCCUUCUCUCUGUGUAUUGCCAACCCAAGGCCCUGGACUCCCUGAACUUGGAUGCUCCUCUCCCUGGUUUGGCGUCCUUCCAUGAUCUCUAUAUAAGUCUCCUGGAGCAAUUUGAGGGUGUCUCCUUUGGAGAUCCACUCUUUGGAGUCUUUGUUCUUCUUCCUCUACAGAAGCGUUUCAGUGUUCAUCUGCGUCUCUCUGUUUUUGGGGAGCACACAAAUAUCCUGCGGGCGCUGGGAGUGCCGUUACAGCAGUUUCCUGUGCCUCUUGAGCGCUACGUUUCCCCUCCUGAGGACAACCUGAACCUCCUGCGACUCUACUUCCGAACGCUGGUGACUGGUGCGCUGCGCCACACCUGGUGCCCUGUGCUGUACGUGGUGGCCGUGGCUCACGUGAACAGUUUUAUUUUCUCACAAGAAAGCACAACACAGGAGAUAGACGCUGCUCGGAAAAGCAUGCUGCGGAAGACGUGGCUGUUGGUGGAUGAGAACUUGAAAAAGCACCUGCUGUACUACAGACUGCUGAAUGCAGAGAGUCCUCUGGGAUUUGACCUUUAUGAACAGCUCCCUCCCAUGCGACUGAAGUACCUGCAGAUAGUGACACAGAAAGAAAUUACAGAGAGUGCACCAGCGUUAGACUCAUAGCAAAGUACUUGUGCAAGAAGAGGGCCAAGGUGUGAAGAGUGGAAAAGCUCAGUUUAUACUUCACUGAUGAAGUGAAGUGAAAUUACUUGCAGUUCAAAUGGUUUUAGUCUUACCUGGACACUCUUGGGAUCUUUGCCUAGUGAAGCACUGAUAGAAUGCUCCCAGCCCUGCAGAGCAACAUACAUGUUGUCAGGAUAUGACAACAUGUAUUUGUGUGGCCUCUCUCUGAUGGGUGUUGGAGCAUUUUCCUCCAUUCUCCUUCAGGUUGUUCUGCUUCUUCCCAGAGGAGGUGAGAAUGUGUCUGAAAGGCUCUGGACCGUUGAAUAAACUGAAGGAACUGGAAAAGCUGUUUUGUCCAGUCAGGCUGGAAACUGGGUUCUCAAGAUAAUGCCUGUUUUCUCCAUAUCCUCCCAUUGCUUUUUUUGUAUUUUGAAUGGUCCUUUCCUCACACUCUAUACCCUGCAAACAGAAUGACAGUAUGACAGAGAGGAAUCUCAUCCUGAGAGGUAGUUUUUAACAUAUACAUACAAGCAUUUUCUCCAAGAUAGUGUUUUGUGCAUACACUCACUCAGUAACACAGAUGUAUUGUGUUAAACCUUUAAGAAAUAUGAGUUCCUAGUGCAGUGGUACGAGCACUGAAUAUCCUCCCUUGGCUGUCUUUUGGAUGGUCUCUAAAUUGCUUUCUUUUCUCCCUUAAUUUGGUUACAUGUAUAACAAGAUCAAAAAUAAUUUCUUUUCAGGCCAGAAUGCAUGGCAGUAGCUACCCCUCAUUAGAGAAAAAAAAAAAUAGUAUCCGCUUGUUUAAUUAGAAUAUGGAUUGGUUGCCCUCUGAGGGGAAUGCAGUUUAAAUUUUGAAGUGGAGUUUCCUAGCUCAAACCUAAUUUUAAAAAUGUCUAAUUUGAUCCCACUUCUACAUCCAGAUUCUGAAUUGCAGCCUCAGACACAAAGGCUGUGAAUAUAGAUCCCUAAAAGGCUCAUUCCAAGUGCCACAUCAAGUCCAGAAUUUUCUCUAGGUAUAUGAUCUCACUGGAUGUUUUCUUUAUACUUUCACAUGGUCACUCUGGCAGGCUUUUCUUUGGAGAACUUGACUUUUAUGAAAAAAACCUUUUAAAGAGAUUUCUGAUGUUUUUAUGAAUAAAUUGCUCUGGAGUUUGCAGGGUGAUGCCUGGUCUGAGGAGCUCAACCUCUGUUUUUACCUAUCAAAGCGGUCAAGCUAGCUUCCCUCUGAAGAAACCACAGCUGUAAUUAACCUUGCUCCACUGAAUGUCCCAACAGGAAUAUGAAUCAGUGUUAAUAGGCCCACUUUUAAUGUCUGCAAUUGUUCAUACAAGAAACAAAUUCCAGACAGCAACUCAAAAGAAUCAAAGAAUCAUUGAGUUUGGAAAAGACCUUGUGUCCAACCAUAAUACAAUAUCUUUCUUUCACCUGACAGUCCCGUGUUGCUGCCCCCUCAAAUGUCUGCAUAAUCACAUAGGGUUUAGGGAAUUUGUGACUGAUGCUUUGUAUUGGCAGUUUUCUAAGUGUUCCAGUCCCCUUCCUUAGGUUGCCAGAAAAUAGUCAGUUUCAUCUUUCUUUCCCUUAUUUUAGAGAGAAAAUGAGCAAAAGUGAUACUUCCUCCCAGUCUCUUUUUCUUUUCUUCCCUUUUGAUCUGUGGUUUCCAUCUGCAGCAGAUCAAUGUCAUGUAAAAUAACAAAAGCACAGCUAACAGGAUUCUUUUUUAUUGUUGUUAAUUACUUUAAAAGUAUUUGAUGUGAUUAAAAGUUUAAUCAAAGUCAUUCAAGUUUUAAUCUGUCUAGAAGGUGAGAGCCCAGCAGUUGUCUUUCAGAGAAUGAAUGGUAAAAUUUAAGGACUCCUAGCUGCCCAUUUAAGAGCAGCCUUCAAGGACUUUACCUUUCGCUUUUCAGUCCUCCAGUUAUAAAAUCUCUUCCAGUCCUUUUGGAAUGCAAAGUUGAAUUUUGUAAUGUGUACAGGAUGUAAAUAAAUAUUUUGAUAGCUCUGCAGGUGUUCUUUGAAUUAUGA